This is a messenger RNA of Nerophis lumbriciformis (worm pipefish), 1497 nucleotides long. Lineage: Eukaryota; Metazoa; Chordata; Actinopteri; Syngnathiformes; Syngnathidae. The record is from RefSeq and is a predicted model, not a curated record.
AUGCUUCCCGCCCGUCGCGCCAUGGUGCUGCGUCACAAGCAGGAAGAGCUGCGGGAGCGCGCCACCGAGGCCGCCAGGGAGGUCCAGGCGUGCGGCAUCACCAACAAGUGGCUGCGGGACACCGACGACAUCUACUUCGGACGACUCGUCCAGAAGGACGUCGACGAAGUCAUGAUGCAGCAGCUCUUCUCCGUUCAGGAGCGCAGGGACAGGCUGCGAGGGCUUCUAAACGAGGAGGAAAGGCGCCUGGUGCUGAUGGCUCGCCGCGAUGCGAACACGCCGGUGGGGAGAGAGGCGCAGAUGCGAGAGCGGGCUAAAAACCUGCAUGAAACCAGGGAGGCGCUUCGCAGGAAGACUGUGGCGGAAAAACUGGAACAGCAGUUCAGGGCGCAGUGCCAGGAACUUCGCGAGGCGCAGAGCAAGCAGCGCCUUUUACAGGUGUGUCAUGAGCGGGCGGCGCAGCUGCGCGAACGAGAGGAUGACGAGCGCCUGCGCCGGCUGGAGGACGACAUGUUCCACCGGCUGUGGCGUGCCGACGCCCGCGCCAAGGAGGAGCGGGAAAUGCGCGAGGAGGCUGAGAUGCGAGACCGCGACCAGCUGCAGGUGGACUGCCUCCGCCAGCAGAUGGCGGCGGCUGAGGCCAGACGCCAGCAGGAACUCCGGCGCCGACAAGAGGAAACGAGACAGCUGGAAGAAGAUUUACGGUCCCUGCAGAAGAUGGCUCGCGACGACCGUCAACGGGAGCAAGAGGCACAGGUGGCCCGCCGUGCCAUGCUGGACGACAGUUUGCGCUUGAAGUUGGAGCGCGUGGCCAGAGAGCGGCAGGAGGAGCUUCAGGUGGACCUUGCCAUUGUUCAGCGGAUGCUGCAGGACGAGAUUCAGGCCCAGCAGGACCACGCCGACAAGAGGGCGGACCUGAGGGACGAGCAGCUGCGUUUUUGUCAGUACUUGGCCGAUCAGUCGGCGCGGCGCAAAAAGGAUGAGGAGGAGAUGGAGCAAAUGAUGGCGGACAAGAUGAAAGAGACGUGGGACAAACGAGAAGAACACAACCAGAUGCAGCAGGACGCCAGGAACCGUUUGAUGAACGAGUGCAAGGAGUCGCGACGCCUGCAGACUGCGCAAAAACAGCAUCAUGAAUUGCAGAGACGCGCCGACCUGGUCAAGGAGCGGGCGGAGAUUGACGCCGCCGCGCGGGACAACAAGCGCGCUGAAGAAGAGUUGGCCAGGAAGCGGCGUCAGGCCUACGUGGAGUACCAGGCAGAACUGCGGGCACAGAUGGAGCAGCGUCGCCGUCUGAAGACGGAACUGCAUGAUGAGGAAAUGAGGGAUCAGGAGAAGCUGAGGGAGAUGGAGCGGCAAAAACUGGAGAGGAAGGACCGAGUUAUGGCCCAACCUGAUGAGGGCGCCUCACACCCCUUUAGGAAAGCGGCCCAAGCCCAAGCCCAGGCCAAAGCUAAACCCAAAGCCGGAGUUAAAGCAUCGCCUGCCGUUCCGUAA